Messenger RNA from Plasmodium falciparum 3D7, 1107 nucleotides. Its product is annotated as rifin. The record is from RefSeq and is a predicted model, not a curated record. The transcript has 2 exons. Lineage: Eukaryota; Apicomplexa; Aconoidasida; Haemosporida; Plasmodiidae. The coding region runs from base 1 to 1107 and encodes 368 amino acids.
AUGAAAGUCCAUUAUAUUAAUAUAUUAUUGUUUUCUCUUCCAUUAAAUAUACUGGAACAUAAUCCAUGGAACCAUUACAUGAAACCACAUACGUACACCAAUAGAUCAUUAUGCGAAUGCGAAUUAUAUGAACCUGCCAAUUAUGAUAAUGACCCACAAAUGAAAGAAGUCAUGGAAAAUUUCAUUAAACAGACACAGCAAAGAUUUCAUGAUUAUGACGACCGUAUGAAAGAAAAACGAAAGCAAUGUAAAGAACGAUGUGAUAAAGAAAUACAAAAAAUUAUAUUAAAAGAUAAAUUAGAAAAGGAAUUAACAGAAAAGUUUUCCACACUACACACAGAUAUACAAAGUGAUGCUAUUCCAACAUGUGUUUGCGAAAAAUCAGUCGCAGAUAAAGUGGAAAAAACAUGUUUGAGAUGUGGAAGUGUGUUCGGUGGUGGUAUUGCACCAAGUGUUGGUUUAUUAGGAGGAAUUGGUGAAGCUGCAAUAAGCGCCUGGAAACCUAAGGCAAUUGCUGCCGCUAUUGCAGCUGCUGAAAAAGCCGGUGCUGCGGAGGGUUUAGCUGCCGGUAAUGCCCUUGGUAUGGAAAUAGUUACUGCAUUUUUAAAAGCAUACAGUGUAGAUAAAUUUUGUCCUGAAUUAUUGCAAUCCAUUGGUAAUAAGAUAACUUAUUAUGAUGUCGCAAAGAUUUCUGAAAUUAUUAUUGGAAAAUAUGAGGCAACUUGUAAUGUGUCGACCGAUACUAGUACUCAGGCUAUGUGCACAGAUGUUGGUACUAAAUUUAAACUAAUUAGAAAUGAAACUAUGGAUUUUCUUCCAACAAGAUCUGGUAUAAAAACAAAGGUAAUCGAUUUUGUUGAAAAAGCUAAAUUUUCUGCUGAUACCCAAGCUGCGAAGGUGAGUUCUAAAAUUACUGCUGAUCUGACAGCUGAAAAGACCGGUGAGAUAGCAGCUACAUAUGGUGCUUGGAAGACUACUAUUAUUGCUUCUAUCGUUGCGAUAGUAGUUAUAGUUUUAAUUAUGGUAAUAAUAUAUUUAAUUUUACGUUAUCGACGAAAAAAAAAAAUGAAGAAAAAACUGCAAUAUAUAAAAUUAUUGAAAGAAUAG